GGUGGCUGAGGCUGGGCUCCAUCCGCCCCGCGGCGCGGGAGUGCGUGCGUGUGCACAUCGGGGGCCCGGGCUGUGAGUUUGAGGUGGGCCAGUGCUGGUGGACGGGCUAGGCUCCCGCUUAUCCGCUUAUCGAGCGUUCACCGUGAGUGCCAAGGAGUACAUGUGCCCACGUGUCUGAAUGUUCCCUGCCUGGGACCUUGUGAGGCUGGCAUGCAGGAUGGCAGGACAGCCCAGCCACAUGCCCCACGGAGUGAGUCCGAACAGCCUCUGCCAUGCACUGGGACCUGCGCCCCCUCCAGACCCACAGAGACACCCCAGCACCAUAUCUUUUCGCUGCUCGCUGGCGGACUUCCAGAUUGAGAAGAAGAUUGGCCGAGGACAGUUCAGCGAGGUUUACAAGGCUACCUGCCUGCUGGACAGGAAGACAGUGGCUCUGAAGAAGGUGCAGAUCUUUGAGAUGAUGGACGCCAAAGCCAGGCAGGACUGUGUCAAGGAAAUUGGUCUUCUAAAGCAACUGAACCAUCCGAACAUCAUCAAGUAUCUGGACUCCUUCAUCGAAGACAAUGAGCUGAACAUUGUUCUGGAGUUGGCUGAUGCGGGCGACCUCUCACAGAUGAUCAAGUACUUCAAGAAGCAGAAGCGGCUUAUCCCCGAGAGGACCGUGUGGAAGUACUUUGUGCAGCUGUGCAGCGCUGUGGAGCACAUGCAUUCUCGACGCGUGAUGCACCGAGACAUCAAGCCGGCCAACGUGUUCAUCACAGCCACGGGCAUUGUGAAGCUUGGCGACCUUGGCCUGGGCCGCUUCUUCAGCUCGGAGACCACUGCAGCCCACUCACUAGUGGGAACACCAUACUACAUGUCACCAGAGAGGAUCCACGAGAAUGGCUACAACUUCAAGUCAGACAUCUGGUCCCUAGGCUGUCUGCUGUAUGAGAUGGCAGCUCUCCAGAGCCCCUUCUAUGGAGACAAGAUGAAUCUCUUGUCCCUCUGCCAGAAGAUAGAGCAGUGUGACUACCCACCUCUCCCAGGGGAGCACUACUCUGAGAAGCUUCGGGAACUGGUCAGUAUGUGUAUCUACCCUGACCCCAACCACCGACCUGACAUCGUGUAUGUGCAUCAGGUGGCCAGGCAGAUGCAUGUCUGGGCGUCCAGCACCUGAAUGCAGCGUGCCUCAUCAAGGCCAAACACCACUUGUCUUACUUGAGUCCUCUCCCCAAGUGGCACCAGGAAACCCCCACAGCCAAGACCAGAGGGCUCAGCAGGCUAACAAAGGCAGCUGCCUCUGCCACUAAAAGCUGAAAGCAGCUGGGUUAUGGUCAAUCUCCAAAGUCCUUUCUUUGAACUGUUGCAGACAAUCUGAGCUGGGCUAUUAGUAGGGGAAGGAACUUAGCAGUCCCUGAAGCCCCCUGUACCAAGUGAAAUGUGAAUGUCGACCUGGUUUCUUCCGACCUGUCCAGGCCACACUGUCAGACUUACAGCGAACAGGGUGACUGGUGUGUGUCAGCCUUUGCAAAUGAUCAACACCGGUUGAUUUAGUUCUUGGUACCUUUCCAUACAACAGGCUGUGUGCUUCAUUUACUCUCUUGUAAGGGGACACAAUAGAAAUAAUGGUUUAGAGUAGAGAUUUCGCUAAUACUUUCUCUGCAUUUUGUAACUUGAUGAGUGACAGUGAGAAGCACCCAGCACUGGCGUUGAGAUGCAUAGUGUCUGGGAGACAGGGUGGUCCUCCUCUCCUGCCCUGCCGUGUACCAUAGCCUCCUGAAAUGCUGUGGCUCACUGUAGGAGAAGUAUGAAACACUUUCAUCCAUGGGAAGAUAGCAAGAAAAAUCCAAGAGCUUUGCCUCCACACUGGUCUCUACAAUUUUGAUUCUCUGUCUUCCUAGUAUGACCUGGGUAAGUUUGUUGGCUUUUCUGACAGGAUCUCAGACAAAAGACAUGGCAGCCUAAGUUUGUUAUCUUAGCACUUAGGAGGUAGAGGCAGGGGGAUCAAGAAUCCAGGCUCACCCUAGGCAAUAUGGGAAGUUUAAGACUGGAUAUAAGAUCCUAACUCAAAAAGAAAAACAAAACAAACACACACGAGAUACAAAUCAGCCAGCAGUGGCAGGUGAUCAAAAAUGCAACCUGUCACUCUUUCAGAAAACUCAAGUCCAUGGACCACGAGAGUCAAGAAUUAAAAUACAACUGUAUUAUGUGCAGGAAAAGCAGGAAUAUGUUCAUUUACUUUUUGUUCUCAAUAGGAUUAACUGUGAAGACUAAUUUAUAAAUGUGAAUUUAAGCAAACUUAAGUGCCGGAGGAAACAGUCUGAAUUAUUUUGUUCUACUAUGACAGUGGUCUCAAUCUGGGUCAGAAUCCCUUUUGCAAACCGCUACCUCCAAAAAAUAUUUACAUUAUGGUUCAUAAAAGCAGCAAAAUUAGUUAUGAAGUAGCAACAAAAAUAACUUUAUAACACGAACUGUAUUAGAGGGUGACAGCUUUAGGAAGGCUGAAAGCACCUGGCCUAUGCAAUAAUCAAACACUGAUGACAGGCCAGUGCUGCUGUGUCUGGUCAGAUGUUUAACUCGAUGCUGGAUGAACUUACUACCCAGAGCUCCCCAAAAUAGGGUCCCUGGUUGGCCACCACCUUCUGAGCAGAGUCUACACUCCAGGUAUGGCCUCUGCCUAGAGCAAGCUCUCCGUGUUUAGACAGAAUGGGAAGAGGAGUGACCGCUGAGCAGCUUGGGGAUGGCUCUAACAGCAAGUCAGUAUCGUCUUGAACUGCAGACCAAACCCAGGACACAACAGCAGCACAACUUCCUGAGGCACCUUUAGAAACAACUUGCCAGGCCCCAAACAGUCCAAGGAAUACCAGAGUAUUCUUAAGUUCCCCCAAGUAAUUCUGAGACUCUGCCGAGCUGCCACCCUCAAUAAAUGCACUGUACUCUCUCAA
Molecule: messenger RNA, 2927 nt
Organism: Mesocricetus auratus (golden hamster)
Lineage: Eukaryota; Metazoa; Chordata; Mammalia; Rodentia; Cricetidae
Gene: Nek6
Product: NIMA related kinase 6
Exons: 10
Coding region: 179-1159 (326 amino acids)
Biological process (GO): protein phosphorylation
Molecular function (GO): ATP binding; protein kinase activity
Source: RefSeq, a predicted model, not a curated record